Hemiscyllium ocellatum (epaulette shark) is the source of this 2617-nucleotide messenger RNA. Its product is annotated as B-cell linker protein-like. Lineage: Eukaryota; Metazoa; Chordata; Chondrichthyes; Orectolobiformes; Hemiscylliidae. The transcript is spliced from 18 exons. Bases 112 to 1254 code for a protein of 380 amino acids. Gene Ontology annotation, biological process: cell surface receptor protein tyrosine kinase signaling pathway; intracellular signal transduction. The record is from RefSeq and is a predicted model, not a curated record.
UGAGGUGAGAAGCUAUCAACGCUGUGUCUUUGUGGAACUGACAGAGGAAACUUUGCUGUUGCAGAAGAAUCUCGAAAAGGACAACUGAUUGUUGAAUGUUUCAUUCUAAAAAUGAAUUUCCCGAAACCUUGGAAUUCAAAAAAUAUAUCCAGCGUCCCACCUCCACUGCCGGCCCGACCCAACAAACCCAAUCACCAAACGUCAUGUGUGAAUGAAUUCGACAGUGGAUCUGAGAAUGAGGAAACCUAUGAACCACCUCCAAGUGAACGGCCCCUGAGAGCUGUUACGACAAUUGAACCGACCAAUGAUUAUUACAUAGAAAGACAAACCAAGCCUUCAGCAUCCUCCCCCAACCCAGGAAUGAGACAACCUGUAUAUCUCCCAAAGGUCCAGAACAUAAAAUCAGAAAGUGAUCCUGCCAGGAUGCAUGAUCUAUGUGUCGCUCACACCACUCACAAAGGUACUGCAAUGAACAAAGCUGUUGAAGAUAUUCCCCCAGUUCUUCCUCCACGUACCCACAGACAAACUCAAUUGGAUUUGGAGGAUAUCGCUGAUGGUGAAUAUUUGGAGUUUGACUGCAAAGAGAGCAAUGGAAAUAAAAGUUUACCAGAGCCAAGAUUGCAACUAUCAAUUCCUCCACGAGGUGCAAAUUUACCAACUUCAGUGACAAAACCUCCUGUUCCACUUGGGAAACCACUUCCUCACAAAACUGUACCCUCAUCAGAAGAAAUGCCAAUUCCACCAGCAACUGCCAGAAGAAUUUCCGUCAAUCAAACUCAACUCAAUAUAUUUAUACCAACUCCAUUUACCCAGAGUGUUCCCUCUUCAAACCUGCAGGAAGAAUCCACUGGGAAAACAAGCAUUGGAAUGAUAUCUUCACCGAAUAUGUUUGCAGAGACAACCAAUUUAUCAAGCAAAUCUUGGUAUUCAAGUAAAUGUGAUCGGAAGACAGCAGAAGCUGCGUUACAUGAAAAUGGCAAGGAUGGGGCUUUCCUCGUGAGGCCUAGUUCAGGAGGUGACAAGAACCAGCCUUACACUCUGGCAGUGUUAUGUAGAAGAAAGGUUUACAACAUUCCCAUUCGCCUCAAUGAAUACGGGAAGCAAUGCGUCCUUGGAAAGGAGAAAGCAGGAGAACGGUGGUUUAACAGUAUUGGAGAAAUGAUUGAUUACUAUCAAGGGAAUUCACUGAUCCUGAUUGACAGGCAGAACAACACAAAGGACUCAGCUUUGUUGCUUCACCCUGUACGAUUGUGAGCUACCAGUAACCUUGCCAAAGUGUACUUGGAUUUGGCUAACUUCGAAUUGCCAAUUCAGUUCUGCAGGAACAAUGGAUCACAGAGUUUCUAACAAUCAGUCAUGCAAGAGAAGAAGGCCUUACCCUGUAGAAAAUCAAGCCUUGGGACCUACAGUCAUUUACAGUCAUAGAGAUGUACAACACAAAAACAAUCUCUUCAGUCCAACUCACCCAUGCCGACCACAUAUCCUAAAUUAAUCUAGUCCCAUUUGCCAGCACUUGACCCAUGUCCCUACAAAGCCUUCCUAUUCAUAUACCCAACCAGAUGCCUUUUACAUGUUGUAGUUGUUCUAGCCUCCACUACUUCCUCUGGCAAUCAUUUCAUACACGGCAUCACCCUUUGUGUGAAAAGGUUGCCCCUCAGGUCCCUUUUAAAUCUUUCCCUUCUCAACUUAAACCUAUGCCAUCUAGUUUUAAACUCCCCCAUCCCGGGUUAUAGAUCUUGUCUAUUGACCCUAUCCACGCCCUUCAUGAUUUUAUAAUCUUAUAUAAUGUCACCCCUUAUCCUCCGACGCUCCAGGGAAAACAGCCUCAGCCUAUUCAGUCUCUCCGUGUAGCUCAAAUCCUCCAAUCCUGGCAACAUCCUUGUAAAUAUUUUCUGAACCAUUUCAACUUUCACAACAUCUUUCCAAUAUCAGGGAGACCAGAAUUUUACACAGUAUUCCAAAAGUAGCCAACUUUUGUCCAGCCGCAACAUGACUUCCCAACUCCUUUACUCAAUGUAGUGAACAAAUAAAGGUAAGCAUACCAAACACCUUCUUCACUACCCUGUUUACCUGCAACUCCAAUUUCAAGCAACUGUGAACCUGCACUCUAAGGUCUCUUUGUGAACACCUCAGUGAAGUCCAUAUAGAUCAUGUCCACUGCUCUGCCUUCUUCAAUCCUCUUCAUUCCUUCUUCAAAAGACAAGAUUUCCCAUUCACAAAGUCACAUUGACUAUCCCUAAUCAGUCAUUGCCUUUCCAAUACAUGUAAAUUGUGUCCUUCAGGAUUCCCUCCCACAACUUGCCCACCACUGAUGUCAGGUCUAUCAUUCCAUGGCUUUUCCUGACCAAAAUAGUGGCAUCAUGUUAACCAACCUCCAGUCUUCUGGCACCUCACAUAUGGCUGUUGAUCAUACAAAUAUCUCAGCAAAGGGCCCAGCAAUCUCUUCCCCAGCUUCCCACAGAGUUCUCGGAUAUAUCUGAUCAGGUAUUGGAGAUUGAUUUGCCUUUGUGCACUUUAAGAUGUCCAGCAUUUCCUCCUCUGUAAUAUGGACAUUUUUUGGCACCACAGGAAAUUUUAAAGAAAAUAACACUGAAUGUUGGAAAAUUGCAAAUAAACA